Molecule: messenger RNA, 672 nt
Organism: Dipodomys spectabilis (banner-tailed kangaroo rat)
Lineage: Eukaryota; Metazoa; Chordata; Mammalia; Rodentia; Heteromyidae
Gene: Cuta
Product: cutA divalent cation tolerance homolog
Exons: 6
Coding region: 120-584 (154 amino acids)
Biological process (GO): response to metal ion
Molecular function (GO): copper ion binding
Source: RefSeq, a predicted model, not a curated record
CUUGAAGGCCAGGAUUGGCUGGCUGUAGAGACUCUGGUCCUGCUUCUGUUGUCACGUGGUGUGCGUUGUUUUAUCACGUGGCCGCCGCCAAGGCCACUCUGCUCCUGUCGUUUCUUUGGAUGCCAGCGCUGCUACCUGUGGCUUCCCGCCUCCUGUUGCUACCCCGAGCCCUGUUGUCCAUGGCUUCAGGAAGCUGCCCGUCCCAGCCCUCUCAGGCCUCGGGCUCCAGCUAUGUUCCAGGAUCAGUUUCUGCAGCUUUCGUCUCUUGCCCCAAUGAGAAAGUCGCCAAGGAGAUCGCCAGGGCUGUGGUGGAGAAGCGCCUAGCAGCCUGUGUCAACCUCAUCCCUCAGAUCACAUCCAUCUAUGAAUGGAAAGGAAAAAUUGAGGAAGACAGUGAGGUGCUAAUGAUGAUUAAAACCCAAAGUUCCUUGGUCCCAGCUUUGACAGAAUUCGUUCGGUCUGUGCACCCUUAUGAAGUGGCUGAAGUAAUUGCAUUGCCUGUAGAGCAGGGGAACUCUCCAUACCUGCACUGGGUGCGCCAGGUCACAGAGUCUGUUUCUGAUUCCAGCACAGUCCUACCAUGAGUCCUGUCCUCAAUUCUCUCAUACACUUCAUUAUCCUCUGACUUCCAUGGAGUGACUGGGCCCUCAAUAAAUCCUGUCCCUGGUUUUC